Molecule: messenger RNA, 513 nt
Organism: Chondrus crispus (carragheen)
Lineage: Eukaryota; Rhodophyta; Florideophyceae; Gigartinales; Gigartinaceae
Exons: 1
Coding region: 1-513 (170 amino acids)
Source: RefSeq, a predicted model, not a curated record
AUGGCAGGCCAGAUCGCUUUGUGGGGUAGCUUGGAUGCGGAUGCUUCUGUUGUGAUUGGUGUGCCAGAUCGCAUCGACUUAUGUGACCGUCUCACGCAAAUACGGUUCACGAGGGAUGGAGACAUUAUCGUCGCAUGGUGGAGCGGGUUGCUUAUAAGAUACACGUUUUGUAAGAACAAGGCGAGUUGUGUUUGGAAGUUGACGAGUGCGCAGUGGAGGGGGAGGGAGUUUUGCACGUUUUCGGGGACAUUUUUUGCGUUUGCGACAGACGGGAAUGGUGAGCGAGCCGUCGUAACUCGUGGUGAUGGUGUUAUUUACUAUGUGCAUCUUGCGACGGGGGAGAGCAGUAAACGAAUACUAAGUCUUUCGCAGAGAAAGGUUGUUGUGAAGGGGUUGUGCACCUGUGCUCAAGGUACUUUCCUCUGGCUGCGUGAUUCUCGAAGGCUUUUUCGAAUCGAAUGGCCAGAUAGGGAGCAUGAAGCUUCGUCCUCCGCGCUGAACGGAAUCCCCUGA